Messenger RNA from Perca flavescens (yellow perch), 2315 nucleotides. It is a transcript of the gene surf4l, whose product is annotated as surfeit 4, like. Gene Ontology annotation, biological process: Golgi organization. The transcript has 6 exons. The record is from RefSeq and is a predicted model, not a curated record. NCBI's taxonomy places the organism in Eukaryota, Metazoa, Chordata, Actinopteri, Perciformes, Percidae. Bases 191 to 1003 code for a protein of 270 amino acids. Gene Ontology annotation, cellular component: endoplasmic reticulum; membrane; endoplasmic reticulum-Golgi intermediate compartment.
UCUCCGUACACGUGGCAUGCCUCACCCUGUCGGUCCAGAAGGGGCGCUGUCCCCGCUGAACGCAGAGGAUUGUGGCAGUAGCGGAGCAUCAUCAUCAUCACUGCCGUACCACGGGACUCGUCUCACCGGACUUUAACCUGAGCUGUGAGCCGUUUCUCCGCACUUAAGUGCCUUAAAAGCGGAGGGAGAAAUGGCACACGUAGACGUGAUGAGCCAGGCGGAGGAUGUAGCGGACCAGUUCCUGCGGGUCACCAAACACUACCUCCCCCACAUGGCCAGGCUCUGUCUGGUCAGCACCUUCCUGGAGGACGGGUUCAGGAUGUGGUUCCAGUGGGGGGAGCAGAGCGAGUACAUCGAAUCCACCUGGAACUGUGGACACUUCCUCGCCAACAUCUUCGUCCUGCUCAACUUGCUGGGGCAGCUGGGUGGCUGCAUGUUAAUCCUCAGCAGAAACUUUGUUCAGUACGCCUGCUUCACUCUGUUUGGGAUCAUUGGCCUGCAGACGCUGGCCUACAGCAUCCUGUGGGACCCAAAGUUUCUCAUGAGGAACCUGGCGUUGGGGGGAGGCCUCCUCCUCCUCCUGGCAGAGUGUCGGGGGGAGGCUCGCAGUGUGUUUGCAGGAGUUCCUUCUCUCGGUCAUCAGAGCUCCCCGAAACACCUCCUGCAGCUGGGAGGAAGGGUACUCCUUGUCCUCAUGUUCAUGACGCUGCUGCACUUUGACCUCAGCCUGUUCAGUAUCCUGCAGAACCUGGUGGGUACGGCACUCAUCGUGCUGGUGGCGGUGGGCUUUAAGACCAAGCUGGCUGCUCUGACUCUGGUGGUCUGGCUGCUCUGCAUCAACUUCACCUUCAACGCCUUCUGGAGCAUCCCGUCGUACAAACCCAUGCACGACUUCCUCAAGUACGACUUCUUCCAGACCACGUCGGUGAUCGGAGGCCUACUGCUGGUGGUGGCCCUGGGGCCCGGCGGGGUCUCCAUGGACGAGAAGAAGAAAGAGUGGUGAGGAUGAGGUGGGGGGAGCAGGAGCAGGAGGGGGAGGAUGAAGCUGAAAAUUUAGUUCAGCAUAAGAUGCUUUUAUUUUGAAAAAUGGCCAGAAUUCUUACUAUUACUAUUCUUACUAAAGUGUUAAAAUGUUCCCAUAUGGCCAAUAAUGAAAAAAAAAAAAAACACCUAUGAUAUGAAUAUGAUCAAAUAUAAGGGAUUUUAAAACAUUGUGCAAGCAGGUGUGAUGUAUUUAUAAUUACUAUAAAUCAACUUUUAGAGCUUGUUUGUUACAGGGUGCUGGAUAAUUCCUGGUCGCUGUAGCUUGUUUAUAACAACGCUCUUUGCUGAGGCCAUCACAAUUAAUUUUUCAUGCGAAAAUGGCAGAAAAUUUAGUUUUUAGCCUGAAAUAUGGAGCGUUCCUCCUUUUCUCUGUUUUAUAUCCUAUAACAUUAAAUAUCUUAAAGUUUUGGACACAAGACAUUUAAAGUUUUUAUUUUUUAAAUUUUCACCAUUGUAUGACAUUUUAUAGACCAAAUAAGUCACAUGCACAGUUAGACAGAAGCACCUGUCUGUCUGCAGGUCGACUGCUCAUCAAAAGACGUUUUACUGAUUGUCACAUCAGCUGUGAUAUCUCAAUCAUCAUUAACGAUGAUUAAUUAAUGAGCUCAUACUGAAAGACUUUACAGAGUGCUUCACAAUAGAUUGAAAUGCAACCGAUUGCUGCGUACUAAAAUAAUAAUCAGGGACAUUGGAAAAAAACAAACCCCUAAACAAUGUUUUACUAUAAAGAUAACCUGCAGAUAUCUGUAGUAAACUGUGUGUACGCUGGUCUGAAGUCAGUGCGGUGUUCAGUGUGUGUGAAAUGGCGCAUGCAUGAUUUAUACAUCGGACUCCAGAUCUGCUCCGAAAUUUCCUCCUCUCUAUGCUAUUUAUUUCCAUUUUCACACUCCUCUUCCUCCCCCUCAGUUUUCUGAGUGACCAAUCAGAGAUUUCUCCUCGUGUGUGUUGUAUGAAUGCUGCUGUCAACAUGUUUAUUUUACAGAGAAACAUUUCGACUUGUUAUUGUUUUUUUAAAUCAGCUGAAACAUCAGAAAUCAGUCAGCACAGUCUAAAUAAUCAAAUAUUAUUUUUGUUGUAAUGGCUGGAAGUGUCCAGCAGGUGGAGCGGUUUACAUUUUUACGGUUUCGCUUCUGUUUUGUUGUUUGUUGCCGUUGGUUUCUCGGUGUGUGUUUUGUCUCGGAGUAUCUAUAAAGUUGUGACAAAGUGAAAUAAUUUUCUAUCACGUGUUUUUGUAGAAGAUGUUUAAUAAACCAGUCCAGCAUUGUGAAGCA